Vespa crabro (European hornet) is the source of this 2660-nucleotide messenger RNA. Its product is annotated as protein C10. The record is from RefSeq and is a predicted model, not a curated record. The coding region runs from base 478 to 825 and encodes 115 amino acids. Gene Ontology annotation, biological process: post-embryonic development. Lineage: Eukaryota; Metazoa; Arthropoda; Insecta; Hymenoptera; Vespidae. The transcript is spliced from 4 exons.
AAUCUUAUUAGUGUUAUUUUCUCGAAAAUAAUUUAUACAUAGAAAAAAGAUUUUUGCAAAAUUUGAAAAAGCCGACUGCUCGUUUAAACCUCCAUCUUUAAAAUAAACUUUGUUCAUAAAAAUCAGUCAAGUAUUAUAUCUGGAAUUUUUGUUGGCGUCAAACAUAAAAGCAGGAUUAGUGAACAGCUUAAAUCAUUAAAAUAUUGCAUUUAUGUUUUUUGAAUAUUUAUCUAUUUUACUGUAUAGAGAUAACAAAGAACAAGUAUAGAAUUGAAUAAUGAAAUUAUUAAAGAAAAACAGCAUAAUAUUUUAGAAGUUUCAUAGGUUCGAAAAAACCGUUAAAAUGAGUGUAAAAAUGAGAAUAUAGGGGUCGUUAAAGUAAAUACAUUUUUUGCCUGAACAUUAUCGAUUGUACCUAAUCUCUUACAAUACUUUUAUGUUAUAGAAUAGAUGGAACAUAUUUGUUGAUUUUUCACAAUGACAAGCAUACCUGAUUUCACAGCAGAAACUGCGAAAGCUGCAUUGACUGAUAUUUUAGCAGCUUUAAAUACACCUCAAAAUAUUCAAAAACUUACAGAAGUGAAAGAGAAUUCCGGAAAUGAAAUGUUAAAAAUGAUGCAGUUUGUAUUUCCAAUUGUAACUCAAAUACAAAUGGAUGUUAUUAAGAAUUAUGGAUUUUUAGAAGGGCGAGAAGGUACUGUACAAUUUGCUCAAUUGAUUAGAACAUUAGAACGAGAAGAUCCAGAAGUAGCACAAUUACAUAGUCAAGUAAGAUCCUAUUUUCUGCCAUCAAUAACAAAUCCUUCUGUGGAAGCUUCUCUUUAAAAUAAUAUUUUAUGUAUGUAGUAAAACAGAAGUAUACAUAUACUAUAUAUCCAAUCAUCUACUUCAUAUAAAUUUUUGCAAACAGUUAAUAUUUAUAAUAUCUGUAUAUAACUAUUGAUAUCGUAUGCAUUAUGUUUUUAUUUUAUCUAAUACGAACAUACAAAAUAUUGUUAUUAAUAUUUAAUUAAAACUUAAUUUUAGAAAGACUGAGAUGAUAAUAAAUAAAUUAAGUUGACUUGCAAAAAAUAAGUUUUUAUAAAGCAUUUCAUAGAAUGUUUUAUGAAGAAAAGUGAGAGAAGUUGAAAUUAUAUAUUUAUUGAGAAAACUUAGAAAUUUUUACAUUUAUUUGUUUUAUAAUAUUAAUGAUAUAAUAAUCUACUAAAAUAUAUAAUAUAUUUUUUUCAUAAUUGUUCUUUGAAGUUUUUUGAACUUACAGUAGCUCUAAAACUAAAAAGUAAUCCAGUGUUCGCAUAAGAAAUGAAGUUGUAUUCGAAUUGUUAGAUAAAACAAGCAUAACAUAAACAAUCUUUAUAUUAAAUUCUAUGAAAAACUAUUAGUAUAUAUAUAAAUGUGAUAAUCAAGGUAAGCCUAUUCAAUUCAAAACAUUUAAUAUUGUAUGAAAAGAAUUUUAUAGUUCAUUUCUCAAAAUAAUUUUUUAAAUACUUUACGAAUACUUCAUCUUUUAACGAACUUCUGGAAAAAUAGAUAUUAAAUAUACAAAUUCUAUGGUACAAGCAAAUUUGUUUAAAACUGCACGAAACUAAAAAAUUAUUGACUUAAUAUUGAAUAGCACAAUAGUAUUAUUUAAUUAAAAGUCAGAAAUCUGUGCAACAUGCAAGUAUUUCUAACUUAUUUAAAAUAAGUCAUUUAUAAUGUAAUUCUGCAUUUAGUAUGCUUUACCAAUGUGUAACAUACAGUUUUAAAAAAUGUAUCAUCUUUGUGUAAAAUCAGAAAAAUCAUAUCAUAGUUUUUGAAAAAGAAAUGCCAAGUUCACACAAAGGUGGAAUGCCAUCUUUAAAAGUAUGAUGAAUUAAACAUAAAAAUCAUAAAACAAUCUAUGUCUAUAUACAAGUAUUAAUAAAAACAUUUUCACGUUUUAUUUCUUAUUUAAAUUAAAUAACAAUAUUGGUUCUUUAUGUACUGUAGUGACACAACUAAAUUAUUAUAAAAAAAAUAAAUAAUAUAUUUUUAAUGUAACUCAGCAAAUUCUUCUGCAAAAACUUAUGUGGUUAAGUAUUAAAAAAAACUUCCACAUUAAUAUUAAUGAUAACUUAUGUUCAUAGAACUUUCAAAGAAAAGAAUUUGAUCGUGGAACAGUAUAGCAUAACAUAUUUAUAAUUUGUUUUACAUGAAUUAAGGUACAAUAGUAAAUAUUUUAAUGCGUAAGAAAACGCAAAUUGCAUCACGUCGUGAGAUAGAAUAAAUGAAUAAAUAUAUAUUCUCAUCAUAACAAAUUUGCAAAUUUUUGUAGUUAUAAAAUUGCCUGACAAUUGCUAUACUAAUAAUCACCUGCAACUGGUUGCUGAAACGUUUUACUUUCAAUAGCAGUGAUUAGUUCUUAUUUUUGUAAGACUACUUUGCACAAAACAGAUGUAUGCCAUUAUCAUCAUACUGGAAUCAUAAACAGUAUACUUGACGUGUAUAUUUACUCAUUAAUCAAGGUGUAUAAAGCUUGAAAAUAUAAAAACUGAUGUAUAUUACCAUGAUUACAGAACAUGAUGAUAUUUUUGUUAUUUUUAACAAGUACUGUGUGAUGUAUUAGAUAUUGUAUAAAAUUAUUAGCACACGGCUGAUCAUAUUUAACAAUAAAUGCGCACACAUCUUUAACACAGGCA